AUGGAUCCAUUCGGUGCCAAAGCCACAGGGACGGCCUGUAUCAUGGCCACGUUACUGGCAGUCCGGGCCGCGAAGAAGCGUACACUGACCACCACCGGAGCCGUCACGGGCUUCGUUGUUGGCUUUCUUUUAGUCGCCACUGGCCUACGAGGACUGACGCUCUUUUUCUUUUAUCAGCUAGGCUCCUGGGCUACCAAGUACAAAACGAUACGAAAGCAGCAGUUGGAUGCGACCGCGUCGGAUUCGGCCGUUCGCGGACCCACACAGGUGCUUGCGGUUAGCCUUGUGGCCGUACUACUCUCUCUGAUGCAUGCGUACAUCUGCGGGGCGGAACGGGCUAUCGUGUUCCACGUCAAUAGUAGAAACGACAACGACUUUAUCACCAAUUUAAGCAGUCAUCUUACCUUGGCCGUUCUCGCUCACCACGCUACGUCGUUGGCAGAUACCUUGGCGAGUGAGCUUGGGAUCCUUUCCAAGGCACCCCCUUUUCUGGUCACUCAACCGUGGCGAAGCGUGCCGCCUGGCACAAACGGAGGGGUAACCUGGAUGGGAACGAUUUGGAGUGUGGUCGUCUAUGUGGAAUACUAG
Phaeodactylum tricornutum CCAP 1055/1 is the source of this 588-nucleotide messenger RNA. RefSeq lists its product with no specific name. Lineage: Eukaryota; Bacillariophyta; Bacillariophyceae; Surirellales; Neidiaceae. The record is from RefSeq and is a predicted model, not a curated record. Bases 1 to 588 code for a protein of 195 amino acids. Gene Ontology annotation, cellular component: membrane. The transcript has 2 exons.